GAGAUGCUGAGUUGGCUUCCUGGAGACUGCAACCACAAGCCAGAAAACAAGAGCGAGAGAUUCUUGUGUGGGAGCCACACAGCAGAUAGAGAGAGAGCGAAGGAGUCUGGUUUUGGCCCUCCCUUCCCAGCUUACAAUGCAAUCACGCUGCAGCCUGUGCCAGUGACAGCGAUGGACAUGCUGUGGGUAUCCCUGUUGGCUGUUUUCCUGAUGGCGCCCAGACAAGUCCAGGCAAAUGCAACAUCUUCUGCCAUCCCCUGGAACAUCACGCAUAGUGGACAUGGAAACACGUCUGCAGAGCCAGGCCCCUCAGGAGAGGGAUCCGUCCGUUUGGUGAAUGGCAGCAGCCGCUGCAGUGGUGCCGUGGAGGUCCAUCAUCGUGGGCGGUGGAUGCCAGUCUGCCAGGAAAUGUGGGACAAGGAGGCCUCCCACGUGGUCUGCAGACAGCUGCACUGUGGGGAGGCAAAGGAGACAGCAGCUGAACCCACCCCCAGCCUUGUGUGCCCGCCCAGGUCAACACCCACAAAGGAAGCCACUCUGUCCUUUCAGAACCUCUGCCCUUCCCUGCACAUCCACUGUGCGGGUCUGGAGAGCACUUGGAAGCAGUGCAAUGUGUCAGAGCUGUGCUGUAAAGGGAAGCUGGCCAGCGUCACCUGCACAGGUUCCCAUUCUGUGCGCCUGGUUGGCGGGGGAAGUUGCUGUGAGGGCCGUGUGGAAGUCGAGGCGGACGGUGUAUGGGGCACAGUGUGUGACGACGCCUGGGACCUGGAUGAUGCCGGGGUGGUAUGUCAGCAGCUGAAAUGCGGCUGGGCCAUCCAGGCUCCAGUGGCCUCCUCCUUCCACAAAGGGAUGGGACCCAUCCACCUGGAUGAGGUGAGCUGUGCUGGGAACGAAUCCCAACUGUGGGACUGUCCGGCUAAGAGGAGCCAUGACUGCGGCCACAAGGAAGAUGCUGGUGUGGUGUGCUCAGAGCACCAGAAGUGGCGCCUGUCGGGGGGCAAGGAUGCCUGCGCCGGCCGCGUAGAAGUUUAUUACCGGGGCGUGUGGAACACGGUGUGCGACGGGAUCUGGUAUGAGGAGGAGAUGGGCGUGCUGUGCCGGUGGUUGGGGUGCAGCCCCUCUGGCAAGAAGCUGAGCUUCAACUACACACAAGAGGGCAGGAUGAGCUACCUGUGCUCAGGGACCGAGGCCUCACUGUCCUGGUGCCAAUGGCACUACAACAACUCUAAUCUGUGCCACCAGUCCCAGGCUGCCGGCGUGAUCUGCAACGGCUCACUGGGCUUGCUGAACAUGUCUGACGUGCUCCCCACGCAGAUGACGACUCCAGACUCCAGGAGAAACACAGCUGAGCCACUGUGCUGGGAAGCCAAGGCCCUCUCGAACUGGACUCUCCUCCUCCUCUGUGUCGUCCUGGGCCUUCUCCUCUUGGUCACCGUGCUGGCCUUCACCGCCGCCCUUCUGAGGAUGAGGAGGAAACACGCCCACGCAGUGUCCUCUUCCUCAUUAGCCACCCCAGUCCUGGUGAAUCAUAGUGCGCAGGGCCCAGAGACGCCUGCAGGGGGUGCCAAUGACUACAGGAAAGCCCCCUCCAAAGCAGAAGCAGAGCCGCUGGCCGUGCCUGCUCCUGGCUCCGAGGACUCCGAUUCCGACUAUGAACACUAUGAUUUCAGCAGCAAGCCACCUGUGGCACUCUCCACCUUCUACAAUUCGCUUCGGCACCGAGCAGCGGACGAGACCCUCCCCGCGGGCGGCUUCCCCCCAGCACCUGGCCAGGAGGUGCUGAAUGAGGGCCCGCAGCCCUGGGGCCAGCCACAGCAAAGGCCCUACGAGGAGCCCCCUGCUGAGUCCAGCUCAUCCUCAGAGGACAACUACUACAAUAGCGGCAACACCAGGCAGCAACAGUGGGGCAACCCAGCCCCUCCUCCCACCAGCUGCUUCUUAAUGCCAGCACCUCCUCCCCAUGGCAACAGCGGCUCCCAGCUCUCCUUCCAAGCAGGGCCCGAUGGAGCCGACAGCUCCAGCACCUCAUCCGGAGAAUGGUAUGAAAACUUCCACAGCACAGCACACCAGGGAGACCAGCCGGGGAACAUGCCGGAGUGGCCGGCUCUCUCCCAGCCGUUGGGGAGCUGUGAGCCUGGGAGAGACGACUCGGAAGGCAGCGAUUACGAUGAUGUCCAAGGCCUGGCGUACUAGGGCAGGGGCGUCACUGCAAAUCUGUGCCUCCAACCUGCCCUCCUGCCUUCAACACAGUGACAGCAAAUCAGUGGGUGAUACCUGACCCCUCACGUCGUUGCCCUGAAUGUGUUUGAUUAGCACAAGGUCAAGCAUGGGGGGAAGAUUUGUCAGCAGGUCCCAGAGCCAGCCCUGGACUAACCAGUAUUUCCCAGUGCAGACCCUGUGGCUCUGGAAGGGGCUGCACUCCUCUACCAACUGACAGCUCUGACCCUGAGAAAUCCACUGAGACUUCCCAAGAACAUCCCCUUCCCAGCCCAUGUUCUCCGCUAAUGCCCAGCUAGCCCUGACCACUCAGGCCCAUAAGUGAACCCCCAGUGUUUGGGGUGUGUCUGGAACUCCAUCCUCAGUGCUCAGGAUACAGGCCAAGCUCUCCAGGAUGGCUGCCAGGGCCAUAAGCUCUAUUCCCAGCCCGGAAAGGGGCUUGGACACAUGAUGAUGGGAGCAGCACAGAGACCUAGCUGGAGCCCUAGGGAUGGUAAGCUGGAGGUCAGAAGUCCUAGGGAAGCAGCCAGACUGCUUGGCUCCCUUUCCAACAGUGACUUAGGGGGCUGGGUUCAAUCCUUGGUAUGUAGAUUCCCCAUGGCAAUAACCAGUCCCCAGUGAUUAGCCUGCAGACAGGAACUAGGGUGCUCAGAUUCAAUGCACAGGAGGUAGCUCCUCCCUCAGGCCUUUGGCUUCAUCCCCACUGGGCAGAAGCAGCUAGGAGGGGAUAUUCCAUAGCUGGGUUCCAGCAAUGGCUAUCUCCUGUUGGGAGAGGGUCUGUACAUCACAGGCCAAGCUGCCUAUGAGAUCCAAGCCCCUGACUUUGAGGGGAAGGUCAGCCUGUGGUUGAGGCAGUGCCUGACACUCAGGAGGGCUGGUUUGCAUUCCCGGCCUUGCUGCUACCUCACUAUUGGAGUGCGGCCAAGUCACCUCCCCUGUCCCUCAGUUUCCCUGUUGGAGAUGGGGAUCAUGGUGCCCCGUGCAAGUCUGCAUUAAUGGAACGGCUUUGAGAUCCUGAGAUCUGAAGAACUGUGGGUGAUGGAUGAGGCCAUGGAAGAUGGUUCUUCCCUCUCCCCCAAGCAAGGGGCUGCUUGCAGUGCCAGCGGAUUCAUAGCUGCUGCCCAUGCUGUACCCACCUGCAAAGCUGUCACUGGAGAGAAAAGGCUGGCUCCAACCUUCUAGGAAGGCUAAGGCUUUUAGGGAUUUUUUUUCCCUUGGAAAGUGUAGGUGAAAACGGAAAAAAAAAAUAUUUCAUUGACAUUUUUCCCUGA
Messenger RNA from Gopherus flavomarginatus (Mexican gopher tortoise), 3488 nucleotides. RefSeq names its product CD6 molecule (gene CD6). The record is from RefSeq and is a predicted model, not a curated record. Gene Ontology annotation, cellular component: membrane. NCBI's taxonomy places the organism in Eukaryota, Metazoa, Chordata, Testudines, Testudinidae. The transcript has 13 exons. The coding region runs from base 4 to 2193 and encodes 729 amino acids.